This is a messenger RNA of Drosophila yakuba, 7633 nucleotides long. RefSeq lists its product as uncharacterized. The record is from RefSeq and is a predicted model, not a curated record. Gene Ontology annotation, cellular component: membrane. NCBI's taxonomy places the organism in Eukaryota, Metazoa, Arthropoda, Insecta, Diptera, Drosophilidae. The coding region runs from base 1068 to 6998 and encodes 1976 amino acids. The transcript has 21 exons. Gene Ontology annotation, molecular function: G protein-coupled receptor activity.
AUUGGGAAGAUAUUUCAAUAGAUCAUUUCCGAAUAAGGAUAACAAACUGCAAAUUGCCUCCCGUAACCAGCGAACUGAGCCCUGCCCAAUAUUCCGGACGCGCCUGUGCUUGUGGGACGCAGCUGUGUUGCUGACCUACUGAACGACUAAGCGGCCUCAAUUCGACCGGCAGUCGUGCUGAAUCUGCAGGCUGUGAUAAGAGAGCGGACAGACGAACAGCAUCCAACCGAAGGACACUCGUCGUUCCUCGUCGUCGUCCUUCGUCGUCCUUGCUCGUUUCGCCGCCAACAACCCUGUCCUGCGGAUUCCAGAUGCUGUUGCGCCUUCGAAUGCCAGGCGUUGCCUUCUUCCGGGCGCUGCCUUUCAGUACUAUCGCGUCUGGCUGUAUGUGCGGUUAUCCUGGCGGUGCGUUAUCCUGGCCAAAUACUUCCGCUCGUUCGCGAUUUCGCCGCCGAUGGAAUGGGCUUAUGUUUGUGUUUGCAACUGAUUAGCGAACCAUUAAUGCAAAUCGGCAAUUAACGGCUCCCUGAAAUGCUAAAUAAACAAAAUAAGAGUAAUUAAAUUAAUUUCCGUGCUGGACAAAGAAUAAUAAGGAAGUGUCUGCCGGAAAGUUCGACGGAAAAAAUAGUGUAAAAUAAUAUGGAAUGUAGGCUGUGUGAGCAGUCUACGCAUGAAAAGCCAACCAACGAAGCGCCGGGAAAAUCAUCAGCUGCGGAAAAGUAAACAUCAAGUUUUGGAUUCUGUCGUGGCUGUAUGUUUGCACAGCAUCCGUAUCCGGCACUUCGUAAUUUCAUCCGGUUGUAUUUAAAUUACACUCAAGGUGCAUCGUCUGGAUUCUCACAUGACGGCGAUACAUUCAUAAUCUGCGCCUGAAGUCGGGAACACAAAAAAUGGGCCAAAUGUCAAUGAGUGACUGGGCCGUGGCAGCCGCCAGGAUUCCAAUUCAUGUCCUCGCCGAAUGAUAAGCUAGCUGCCAGCUAACAAAAAAAAGAAAAAACGAAUACCAAGAACGAAAAAAACGUAAAGGAAAUCCUUGAGAGCGGGCCGCAACUGCCAAAGCCAAGUCAAUGACCCUCGUCCGGCCUUCAGCGAGCAUAUGGCUGCUGAUGCUCCUGCUGCCGGCGGUCCUGCCACACCAGAUGCCCCCAGAUGCAGACCAGAAGUUCUCUCUGCCCGCCGUGCCGCUCCCGCCGCCGCCGCCCUUCCAGCCCGGAAAGAAUCACUUUGCGCUGAACGCAUUCGCCGGCGGAGAGCAUGCCUCCGGCGGACACACCCACACCCACUCCCACUCCCCGUCCCACUCGGCGUCCAGUCCAGGAUGCGGGGGCAUGCUGAAGGCGCGCCAUAGCCACAUCCAGACGCCCAACUUCCCGCACCGAUUCGCCACGCCCAUCGAAUGCGUGUGGAUAAUCGAUGCCACCGAUAUGCCGCCGCCGGGCCAGGCGAAUGUGUCCAUCGUGGUGUAUCUCACCCAGUUGUACGUGCUCAGCGGCCUGAAGUUCACCGAGUACAUGUACUACUCGGAUGACUUCAAGGUACCAGCCCACCGCGUCUUCACGCUCACCGAGGACGACGUCACCCAGGUCACGUGGGUGCAGUUCCACAGCCAGUACCUGGAGAUCCGCUUCACCAUGGCCACCCUGGACGGCACCCAUCUGCGCGCCCUGGAUCGUCUGCUCGAUGUCUACGGGUUCAACAUCACCUACGAGGUGCAGAGCGAGGUGAAGCCUUCCCAGUGCAACGCGCUGCAGUGCCGAUUCGUUGGGGAUUGCUAUGCGAGCGAGGACUACAGCUCGUAUGGCUGCUCCUGUUUUCCCGGCUUCAGCGGCAGUGACUGUGGUCAUGGACCUCUGUGCAAGGACCUGCACACCAACGUUUGCCAGAACGGCGGCACUUGCAAGCACAUCGGCGACGCCGCCAUAACUUGCCAUUGUCCGAAGGGCUUCAAGGGGACCAGAUGCGAAAUACCCGAAAUAAACGAGGCUACGCAGGGCUGCACCAGCAACUCCAGCUCCGUCGAAUGCCACCAGGCCUGCGACUUUGACAAUUUUGGCCGCUCCGCCUCCCAUCCUGGCCAGAGUUAUCCCGCCCCCAAGGGCAACCGGAAUGCGGCACGCAGUGGAAAAACCAGAUACGAGGUGACCAUGCGACUGGGUGCCAAUCUUACAGGAUACCAUCGCCAUGCCGACCGGGAGCAGUUGUCGGGCGUUAUGGAGCGACAGCUUGGUCGUGUGCUGCGCAACUUCAACAUCACAAAGAUAAGCGAUCUGGAGCUGAUAUCAAACUCCACCGAUCGCCUGGACAUCACCUUCCACUUCUUUGGGGUGAAAGGAGACUCGCAGCGUAUCCGGGAUGCCAUCACCAGGAUGGUGGAGCGCGGCAGGAUUGGCAACUUCACGCUGGUGGCCAAUUUUCAUCACUUCGACGAGAAUCCUCCACUUGGCUUGCUGGAGCUGACCGUCAAUCAGCCGCAAUCAGGAGUCCGCGAGGCCAGCGAGUUCAUCAUAUCCUGCACGGCCCAGGGCUCAUCCCGGAUGCAGUUUCAGUGGUUCAAGGAUGGCGCUGUGGUGAAUGCCAGCAAGGCGACGAGGGAAAUAUGGACCACGGUCCUGCCGCCCGAAACCAAGGAUGUCUACACCGCCAUUCUGGGCGUGACCAAGGCGAGUCGCAUCGACGAGGGCGUCUAUAGCUGCAAGGUGACCGACUGGGGCGUGGAGCAGUGCCGCUCCCUGCACAUCCACAUCAAGUCGCCGCCCCGUCUGCGUGUGGAUCCGGCGAGUGUGACCCUGCAGCGAGGUGACUCCUUGCGGGUGAGAUGUCUGUCACCCGGUAACGAUGACAUCAAGCGGUAUGCACAACUGGGCUACAGCUGGACGCGCAAUGGUGUGCUCUUCCAGUCGGACGCGGCCACCGCCAUGUGGGAGGACCUGUAUCCCGACGGCAGCAUCCUGAAGAUCAACAACAUCCAGAAGUCAGCGGAGUACGCCUGUCUGGUCUCCAAUAGUGUGCGUCCCGUCUCCCGGAGUGUUUACAUCAAUGUCAUCGAGCGGAAUGCCGUGCACGUCUGUCCGGCUGAAUCCACCUACGGCGUCCAUUGGCCAACCAGUGCCCCCGGCUCGCCCAUCAUAACCGACUGCCCGCGCGGAUUCGAGGGUCACCUGAAACGCAUCUGCGAACAGAGGGACACGGGCAACUCCACCUGGCUGCUACCGGAUUUCUCCGGCUGCGUCCGGGACGAACUGCUGCUCAUCUACAACCGCUUUCUGGCCCUGAGUGCCGGAUUCCAGCAGACGAACUCCUCCAACAUCCUGAAGGCCUGCUUCGAGUUCACUCUGCAGCGAAGGCACAGCUUUCUGCCCGGCGAGGCCAGCUUCCUCAUCGAUAUGCUGCAUGAGCUCGACACCUACCUGCAAUUGAAAGGCACACAACUGGAGCGCGAGAUGGCCGCGGAGAUUAUACUGCGCAUCCUGGAUAAAGUCAUGCAGAAUGCCCAAUCCUUGAACAGUCAACAGCAAAUUAAAAAGCUGCAGCAGCUCACACAGUCAGCGGCGUUGAACCGGGAGACCAUCGCGGCCUCCCAAUUGGCCACCUCGACCAGCGGGAGCAGCCAGCCGUUGCCAGGUGACAGUUCGACCCGUGGUGACGAUGGCAGCGGGUCAGGGGUCACGGCAGGUGAGAUGUCCGCCGCUCCCGCGGGCAGCCUGCAGGCAACGAGAGCCGGCGGAGGAGGAGGAGGAGGUGGAGGAGGCGGUGGUCCUGGUGGAGGUAGUGGUGCUGGUGCUGGUGCUGGAGCCUCCAGCAUUCUGACAGUCGAUGAGGACACCCUUUCACUGGACAGACUGAACUCGCUGCGCAUUUACAUGACGUCGGUGAAAACGCUGCCGUUUAAUUUACGCAUUUACGGUGAGGAUUUGUUUUCCGACCAGCUGUAUAUGGACAUCGGACUAUCCAGCCGCCUGCUGCACAUCAUGGCCAACUCAACCAUAUUCGCCUCGGUCAUCUCGUACAAGAAUCUCAAAAGUUUCCUACCCAAAACCUACUACACGCGUGGCAGCGAUCCCCGUGACUCGGACUACGUGCUGGCCUCCCGGAUCAUCCAGACCUGGCUGUUCCAGUCGAAUCGCUCCAACGACAACUUCCGGGAGCCACUGGACCUGCCCUUCGAGGCGGGUCACGUGGAGAUCAUCUUCCAGCACGAGAGUGUGCCCAAGAAAGGCGACUGGGUGGCAGUUUGUGGUCACGACUACAAGGCCUCCUUCGACUCCACGUGGCGAUCGGAUCUGUGCAUCACCAAGCACCUGAUGGCGAACAUCACCAGGUGCAUCUGCCCGCUGUCUGGAACCUACGUGGUCAUGCUCACCAAGCGCCAGCCAAAUGCCACGCCCCACCACGCACCCCGGCGCCCCAUCUUCGUGAUCGCCAGCUGCGCCUGCUGCCUCCUCCAGUGCGGAUCCGCCCUGCUCAUCCUGGUGCCCAUCUGGUGCAAUCGCAAGUGCGCGGUCACGUUCCUCAAGAUGCAGUUCUGCGUGUCCACGUCCAGUGUGAUGCUCAUUUACCUGCUGGGAUUCAUGAAAAUGCUGCCGGCGAGCUGGCACGGCAUCAUUAGCAGCUCGCUGGCCUCGCUGUUGUUGCUGGGCAUCUCCACGCUGAUUGCGAUUGCCCUGGCCAUCCACACGGAGCUCAUGCCGAAGAAGUAUCUGCAAAUUGGCAGCAAGCCGGCGACGCCAACUAAGCGCCGCCUCAAGCGGCCACAUGAACAAGAGCGGGAACGGGAACGGGAACGGGACCGGGACCGGGAACUGGAUAGUUUGAGCAACAUCACCCAGAUCCGGGCUCAGUCGCCCCUGGGGGCCACCACGGGCUCCACUACGACCACCACCACCACCACUGGUGGUCACAGCACUCCCGUUCCUCGCCGUCAGCCGCCCAACUCGACGGCGGGAAUGCGUGGCGCCAUCGGCAUCAGUUGGCUGCUGCCGCUCCUCUUCGCCAUCGCCGCCCCGCUAAUCUGCAGCAUCAUUGGCCAGUGGCCGCGCCACUGGUGGCUUGAGGUUCUCUGGACGGGAUCCGCGUCCCCGGAAGCCGGCGCGGGCAAAGAGGAGGCCGGGUAUGCGGAUACGGAUUCUGGCGCCUUCUAUUCGGCCCACUCGCUGCUCAACGGCGAUAAUUUACUGCUCGAAUCGGAGGCAGUGAUGGGAAAUGGGAGCAGCAGCGCGCCAACAGAGACAUCAACUGCAUCAUCGUCAUCAUCCACCGCAUCCACUGCUCGGGCGGUCGAUGAUGAUGUGGCCACGUCAACGUCAUCAAUCACGAGCAUUGAAAGUGCAAGCAGCAGUGGAUUCAGUGCCACUUGGAGUGGCAUCUCCAGCGCUAGCACCAGCACCAGCUCCAUCUUCAGCUCCAGCUCCACCUCCACUUCCGUUUCCGCGCUAGCUGCGCCUUUAACUUCCGGUUCGGGUGCGGGUGACUCCUCGACGACGCCAUCGCCUUCUUUGAGCUUCAUCCUGUUCGUCUGCAUCGAUUUGCUCUUCAUCCUGCUCUUCUGUGCCCUGUUUGCCAUUUUAAUGAAGAAACUUUUGUGGUUGUGGCACAAGAAUCGCAAUGUGCAUACGCAUCCGUUGGAUAAAUUCAAUCUGGCUUUGAACAGGCGAUUUGGAUUACUCUACCGGGCGGGCGGACUGCUGCUGGCCAAGAUCUGCAGCGACGGACUCUUUAUCGCUUAUGUUAAUUCAUCACCGGAUACAUUGUGGGCAUAUCCGUUCGGCAUAUCGUGCAUACUGCUGGGCUCGGCCAUCCUCAUCUGCUUCGUCAUCAAGGCGGAGAGCCAGCUGCGCGGACCACCCUUCCUCUCCAGCAACGGGAGCAGCCAGAGCAGCUCCCUCAAGCAGGCCAAAUUCAACACGAGCAGGAGCAGCCUGGACGAGAACUACUGCACCACCACGACGACGGCGAAUGUGAACAGUCCGCUGAGCUUCUACACCAACCACGACAAGGAGAAGGAGAACGACUGCGCCGUGUCCUUGUCAAUGUCCAGUGCAGGCGUGUCCGGCGCAGCAGUCGGUUCCUUGGCCUCGUCAGCCGGCGUGGGCGGUGCCCCGCCCCUGCAGGCGAAGGUGGGCCUGGACAUGUCCGCAGCACAGGCAUCCGGUGUCCCACUGCCGUUGACAAUCAUCUCGACGGCCCCGCGCUGUCAGGUCACAGCCGAUGGAGCGACCGAAUCCUUUCUGGGCGACCGCCAGACCCUCUCCGUCGCCCCCUCCCCGGACACCCGUUGCUGCGCCAUUCUGGGCGGCGGUACCGCCUACGAUGCGUACACCAUGGGCGUGGGCAUGGGCAUGGGCGUGGGCGUGGGAGUGGGCGGACUCACUGGUAGCCUGGGAAGACGCAGCUUGCAUCACCAGCCGACGCACUUUCGCCCAGGUGCCUGUGGCGAGUAUGUGGGCGUCGAGACGCUCGAUAUACUGCAGGGCGUGGCAGCUGACAGUAUAAUUGGCAUCCACACCAGUGCCAUUAUGCCCACUGCCACAAGCACUUCUCAUUAUGUUCCGCUGCAGCAUAAUCCCUACGUGGACUUUGUGCCCAGCUCCCUAAUCCUCAGCAUGGCGCCACCUCCGACCAUAAGCGGAAACCUGAGUGGGCCUGCGAUGCAGACGAUUCCAACGAUGCCAACGAUACCGACUAUGUCGCUGCCCACCCAGACGCCGAAGACGCAGAAGCGAGUGACCAUCCUGGAGCCGACGUCCCGCACCACGUUCGACCCCCUGCUGCCCACCAUGGUGGCGGCGGUGGUCUCCACAUCGACUGUCACCAGCACGGCGACCACGACGCCGGCCACGCCCACGCCCACGCAGAGCGGCUGCAGUGGGGGCAAUGAUGCAACGCUGGACCGGAUCACCCUCGAUCUGGACUACUUGCUGAACAGGGGAGCUGUGGAUGCCGCCGACGGAGGCGGGAUUAACCCACCGCCCACCAGUGAUGAUGGCCAGCAGAAACAAUAGCAAUAUCCGUGAGCUGAGCGGCAUUUGUAGGCCAAAUGCCCACACUAAGAUGCAUUUAAGAGGCUUCGUUUUUCUGUCAACAGAUGUAAAUAUGUGUAAAUCGAAUUUCGAAACUAAACUACAGUAGCAAUCUCUGUGAAUAUUCAUCAGAUAUAGAUACCAAAACAAGUAUGGAUAACAAUCAGUUUGACUCCUGGUUUUCCCUAUUCUUUAACUCUUAACUUUUAGUUCUAUCGAUUCAGGAAAUGUUCAGUGAUUUAGACAUCAAUCAUAAAUAGUCUCACAUUUAGAACACCAUUUAAAGUUUACGUCAUUGCAUAUGUAAAACAAAUUGAAUGAAUUUAAACUAAAGAUAACAUUUUAGCUAGAUUUACAAAAGCCUAUUGAAGAGAAUACAAUGAGAACGAAAUUGAAAAAUUAUUGAGCGAGAAAGACAGUGAGGUGUAAACAACAUGUUUUUGAUUCCAUUUAAAGUUUCCUAGAAUAAAGCCAAAUUAAGCCCUAUUAAGAUGCAGAGAUAAAAUACAAAAUACAAUAAUUGUAAAACUAAUAAACAUAACAGGACUAUUUCUGGAACAAAUCAAAUUAUACAGAUAUAUCUUUAAAUAAACUCAAGACUCUUGUUAGAAAAUCUA